Rubroshorea leprosula is the source of this 1204-nucleotide messenger RNA. The record is from the annotation of a GenBank genome assembly. NCBI's taxonomy places the organism in Eukaryota, Viridiplantae, Streptophyta, Magnoliopsida, Malvales, Dipterocarpaceae.
CCGCAAAGACCGUUGUUCUUUCCCUCUCUCUCACUUCUCUCUCCAUACUUCCAUUCCCCUGAUCUUCUUCUUCACCAAACCCUAACCCUAACCCUAAUUUCAAGUUUCCUGAUUGACCUCCCUCUUCCAUCACCGUGUCCAUCGGAUUCCUUUUACCCUUUCCUAACUCGGUCUUUCAUUUCUUUGCGUUUAAUUUCUUAUAUGAUCUCCACUGCGAUGGAUCCGUAUAACUUUGUAUCUUAUGUCACGGAUCUGUUCGAUUGAUCUGCAGAUGUUGUUUUUGUGCAAUUUAAUUGUGUUCUGUGUUCAAAUCGGGGAGUUUUGAGAUCUGGGUCGGAGGAAAUUGAGUGCGAUUCGAUCGGGGUAACGAUGUCAAACUUAUAUGGGGAUUUCAACCAAAAGAUUGAUUAUGUAUUUAAAGUUGUGUUGAUUGGUGAUUCGGCGGUGGGGAAAUCCCAGCUCUUGGCGCGUUUUGCGAGGAACGAAUUCAACGUGGAUUCAAAGGCCACCAUAGGGGUCGAGUUCCAGACGAAAACACUUUCUAUUGAUAACAAGACGGUUAAAGCACAGAUUUGGGACACUGCUGGCCAAGAAAGAUAUAGGGCUGUGACAAGUGCAUACUACCGAGGAGCGGUAGGAGCAAUGUUAGUUUAUGACCUGACCAAGCGUCAAUCAUUUGACCACAUGGCAAGGUGGCUGGAGGAACUUAGAGGGCAUGCUGAUAAGAACAUCGUUAUCAUGCUCAUUGGUAACAAGUCUGACUUGGGAAGUCUGAGAGCAGUUCCAACCGAAGAUGCCCAAGAGUUUGCCCAAAGAGAGAACCUUUUCUUUAUGGAGACAUCAGCUCUAGAGGCCACCAAUGUUGAAACUGCAUUUUUUAAGGUUCUAACAGAGAUAUACCGGAUAAUCAGCAAGAAAACCCUUACUGCAAAUGAUGAGGGUGAUCCCAGUGGGAGUUCAGGACUCCUUACGGGAACCAGUAUCAUUGUUCCCCAGGAACAAGAUUCUGCAAGUAAACGUGGCUGCUGUUCUUGAUUUUUACCUACUAGCCCUCCCACCAUUCCCCAUUUCUAUCUUUAAUAUUUGUCGAUUUAGUGUUCAAUAUUUUCCUCUCCAAGAAACCAUACAUUUUGUAGAAAAAAUGGUUGUUAAUGUUGUUGGAUGAAAGAAUGCGACAUUGAUCUAUUAAACUUCUUGUCAUUUG